Molecule: messenger RNA, 790 nt
Organism: Camelina sativa (false flax)
Lineage: Eukaryota; Viridiplantae; Streptophyta; Magnoliopsida; Brassicales; Brassicaceae
Product: heavy metal-associated isoprenylated plant protein 15-like
Molecular function (GO): metal ion binding
Source: RefSeq, a predicted model, not a curated record
GUAAAUACAGUAGGAGAGUGUGAAAAUUCCUGACAUAGUAUUCCUCUGUUUUUUCCCUAAACCCAUUUAAUGUGGCGGUUUGUUAUUUGGGAUAUAAAGCAUCUAACUUUCUUAGGUUUUAGGAUAAAAAAAACCAUCAACUUUUUUACUGUUCUCAUCUUCUUCUUUGUUCUACACAAAAAAAAAAAAAAAUGAAGAAAAUGGUGGCGACGAUUAGUGUGUAUUGUAAGGAAUCAACGGAGAAAGUGAUGCGUACUGUUGCUACCUGCUCAGGAAUUACUAGUAUAACCUUUGAUCCGAAGGAAGGAAAACUAACGGUGACCGGGGAGUGCUUUGACGAGUUGCAAGUUAUGAAAAAACUUAAACGGAAAUGGGACAGUGCAAAAAUGGUGAGUUUUGGCCCGUUCGAUGCUAAGAAAGAAGCUGAAGCGGCUGAGAAGAAGAAGAAGGAAGAGAGUGAACGUCAAAGAAUGGAAGCUCUAUAUCAGUCUCACCGGGAAACACCUCUCUGUCCGCCGAUUCACCAUCAUCACAACACUAUCGUGUGUGAUCAUGAUCACCAAGGCUGUGUGAUCUCUUAAGGGAAAUGGUACUUUCUGAUGUCGUAGUCUCUGUUUAUACUUUACUAUCGUUCUAAUUGACGAGAUUUUAGUUGUGUUAACUCAAGGAUUUAUAGUUACCUGCUAUAUCUACAUCACUUAAGUUUGUAUUUCAAAACCAACGAUGUCUCUGAUUUUAAUUUUAAAAUUUAGAUAUAGAUAAGAAAAGCAACAACAACACAACUGUAAUG